AUGAGCUUCAGAAGAACCCCACCUUUUGCUCAUUCGGCUGCAAGCUCUGUUUCCAAAAAUGCCUAUUCAGGUAACCUUUCAUCUUUACUUCAAGAAUCCAUUCAAAAAGUUCCCCCCUUAAUCCCCAAAAGAACCCAACUUGAAUCUUUCCUCACCAUCAAUUAUAAAUCAUCUACCAUAAAUCUCGAUAAUGCAUCGCACUACUUUGAUUACAUGAUUCUUCUACAACCCAUUCCUCCAAUUUCUUCAUUCAAUCAAUUGCUUAAUUCUGUAUCCAAAAUUAAACACCAUAAAGUUGCAAUCUUCCUUUAUCGUAAGAUGAACGAAGCUCACGUUUCCCCUAAUUUAAUUAGCCUAAACAUUGUUCUUAAUUGUUAUUGUGAUAUGAAUCAAGUAGAUUUUGCUUUUGGAGUUUUGGGCAUGAUUCUAAAAAGGGGUUUCACUCCUGAUAUUGUUACCUAUACAUCUUUGGUUAAAGGAUUGUUUAAAAGAAACAAGAUUAUUGAGGCUGUUAGACUAUUCAAGAAGUUUAUUAGGUUAGGUGUUAGGCCUCAUGUUAUGACUUAUGGGACUUUGAUUAAUGGGUUGUGUAGGAAUGGAAAAAUCGAGGCUGCAGUUAGAUUACACGAAGAUAUUAUGAGUGGGAAUAUUGGUUUAGGGUUUAUUUGUAAGCCCAAUAUAGUGUGUUAUAGCAUAUUGAUCACUAAUCUUUGUAAAGAUGGAUUUAUAAACAAGGCGAAAGAGCUUUUCUUGGAGAUGAAGAGUAGAAGAAUCUCCCCGGAUGUGGUUGUGUAUACUAUUUUGAUCAAUGGAUUGGUUUAUUCGGAUAAUUUAGACGAGGCUAAAUAUUUGUUCAUUGAGAUGAUGAAUGAAGGGAUUUCUCCUAGUGUAAUGACGUUUAAUCUUUUAGUAAACGUGCUUUGCAAAGAAGGGAAGUCAAAUGAAGCAAGUGGGUUAUUUGAGUUGAUGGUUCAAAGAGGAGAACAAGUUGAUUCUUUUUCAUAUAACUUGUUAAUGGAGGGGUAUUGUUGGGAAGGUAAGAUCGAUAAGGCUAGGGAGUUGUAUAUUUUGAUGGUGGAUAAAGGAAUCGAGCCUGAUGUUAGAACCCACAACGUGCUUAUUAAUGGGUAUAUCAAGAUUAAUAGAACAGAGGAAGCUAUAAGGAUCUUUGGACAAAUGACUCGUAGUAGAAAAAUCAAGCCUACGAUUGUUACCUACAACGCGUUAUUAACAGGUGUGCUUAAAAAAGGUGAUGUUUUGAAUGCACAGAAGCUGUUUGAUGAAAUGCUUCAUGAUCUCACACCAAGUUCUUGUACAUAUAACAUCAUGUUAAACGGGCUUUGUAAGAAUGAGUGUGUUUUGCAGGCUCUAGACUUGCUUCAAACCCUAGAAAACAAUGGGGUGGUUGUAUUGGACAUCAAAGCAUAUAACUCUGUGAUUGAUGGAUUGUGUAAAGCAGGAAGAAUGGAGACUGCUUGGGAUGUAUACAUGAAACUGUCUUCUAAAGGCUUGGUUCCAACUGUUGUAACUUAUACUAUCUUGAUACAUGGGUUUUGUAAAACGGGUCAGUUAACAAAAGUGGAUGAUUUGUUUUUGGAGAUGCUGGAAAAGGGUUGUGUCCCAAAUGCUGUUACUUUUAAUGCAUUUAUGCGAAAGUUCUCUCGUUCUGAUAUGUCACCUAAAGUGAUUGAGUUGCUUAAGAAAAUGGUGGAGAAUAAAGUUGUCCCGGAUGCAUUCAUGAAGAAAAGUGAUCCCGUGAAGUUGAAACCGGGUUAUCAUCCAUAUCAAUCAGGCUCCACAUAUCCGAACAGUUGCAGGGGUCGGAGCAGUUUGAAUAUUUGGUCAAAGUGGAUAUAUAUAUCCAUGAGGCAUACAAGUGUUGCAUUAUGGAGAUUUAAUCCAAAAUACAAGCUUAAGCUCGCUUUGAAGAAGACAAUGCAGUUUUACAUAUGAGAUUCACUUUCCGACUCAAGUCAUAUGCUCUCAAGUCUCAACCAGGUUUUUGACCUUGGUGUUGUUGUAGCAGUUAAUCAUUAUUCUUUCAAAAAAAAAAUUUAUUCAUUUAAAGACAGAAAACCACAUACAAUGGGUAAACUUUUACAGCCCAUACAUUUUAUCUGGUUAGAAUGUUUGAAUCGGUGAAAAAAUCUCAUAGUAUUGGUAUUGAAUGUGGACAAUAAUACUACAAUCCAUUCUUCAUUUGGAGGUAUAAUUUGGUUGUAUGUUCUGUUUUUUCUUUGACAUGUAAGUUGUAAAUGGG
Messenger RNA from Lactuca virosa, 2260 nucleotides. The record is from the annotation of a GenBank genome assembly. Lineage: Eukaryota; Viridiplantae; Streptophyta; Magnoliopsida; Asterales; Asteraceae.